AUGAAGGUAUGCUUCAAGUGUAGACAAAAGGGACAUUUUGCAAGCGAAUGUACUCAAGAGUUUAUCACUUUGAAGCAAUGCACAAAAUGUACUGGUAAAAACCAUUCAGAACAAGAUUGUUGGAAAAAUAAGAACCAACAAAAAUGCCAAUUGUGUGACAGUACGGAACACACAGCAAAAAAUUGCCCAACAAUCGCAUCAAAACUAGAAAAUGACAAGGUAUGUCAGAUUUGCGACAUUAAAGGUCAUGACGGUAAUAAUGGUAGCUAUUAUAAUGGUAAUAACAAUGGCUACAAUAAUAAUUACACGAACGGUUAUAAUAAUGGUAAUAAUAUGGGUAAUAAUAAUGGUAACAUGGUUGGUAAUAAAUAUGCGGAUAAUAGAAAAGACGGUUCAAUUCGAGGUUGCGAUUUCUGCAAGGGUGAUGAUCAUAUAGAAAUGAAUUGUGUUAAGAAAAAAUUCCAACAAAGAGUGCAGGGAAACUUGCAACCGUCCCUCUAA
Aphidius gifuensis is the source of this 501-nucleotide messenger RNA. RefSeq names its product C-module-binding factor A-like. The record is from RefSeq and is a predicted model, not a curated record. Gene Ontology annotation, molecular function: nucleic acid binding; zinc ion binding. The coding region runs from base 1 to 501 and encodes 166 amino acids. The transcript has a single exon. NCBI's taxonomy places the organism in Eukaryota, Metazoa, Arthropoda, Insecta, Hymenoptera, Braconidae.